Messenger RNA from Lindgomyces ingoldianus, 2670 nucleotides. RefSeq lists its product as uncharacterized. The transcript has 6 exons. The record is from RefSeq and is a predicted model, not a curated record. Lineage: Eukaryota; Fungi; Ascomycota; Dothideomycetes; Pleosporales; Lindgomycetaceae. Bases 167 to 2506 code for a protein of 779 amino acids.
CGGGAGUUUCUGCAGCCCUGUCGCGAGCUGGAGCUCUCCCCGUCCUGCUCGUCGUCGUUCGUCUCCUGCCUACCUCCACCCACCACCGUCUCGAGCUCAGCGGCCCCAGGCCUACGCUCUGAGCUCUCCUCUGGCCUAUCCUUAACUCUCUGCCCCGCUGCUGCGAAUGCUCUGCGCCCGCGACUCUCCCGGAGGUAGCACGAAGCCCAGCCUUGCACGUCUGGCGCUCCUAAUGGCGAACUCGCACUACCAGAGCACAAGCUCCACGACAACUACCACCACCACCAGCGCCCGGAACCGGCGCUACCAGAGUGUCCCGGCAGUUCAAGAGCACUUGUACGCCAGUCUGGCAUCGUGGCAGGCCGACACUCCUCAAAACCUACCCUUUGCGCCCAGCCUGCACCAGCUCCCCGGCGCACUUGGCCCCCGCCCUCUCCCCGCGAACCAUCUCUACUACUCUCCAGGGCCCACCGAUUACGUCAACCACCUCCCACUCCAGUCGCCAUGGACUGACCACGACGGCCGUUCUGCGUGGAGCAGCCCGCUGUACGGCGACGCCGGUGUUGACUCGACUGUGCCGCAUCCCAAUGCGGCUUCGCACUUGGGCCACCCAGAAAAUAUCUACAGACCUACAGGCCACAGCCAAGCUCUCCCUCUCCCUCUCCCUCAAGACUAUUCUGCUGCCUCCGCAGCUCCUCCUUAUGCGCCCGGUGCCCCACGGGCUGCGUCCGUAGCCCACCUCCUGAACUACCCUUCGCAGACAAUUCGAUGGUCUGCCGGUCCCACUUCCGACGUGCCACCAGUGCCCCAGGAUGGCCGAGUCCUCAGUCACACGAGCGCUGCUUUGUCGUCAGGUGUGGUUGCUCCGAGCAUCGGCAACUUAUCUAGCUCCCCCUGGACCCUGAUCGAUGGGGCAGUGAGCUCUUCCACGACUCCCCUUUUUGAGAGGACCCCCGCCCGUGAACCCGAGUGGACGCUUGUUGAGGACCCGAGCCAGAAUGCAGCCCAGCCGCAUCCGCAGACACAACAGCUUGUCCAAUUCCCUUCCGCUAGCCUAAGCCAGCAACCGCAGCAACCGCCUGUGGGCUGGGCAAGCCGCCAAGACCAGGGCAGCACCGCAUCUGCGAGGCAAAAGCUACCAAGGAUUUCCGCUUCCUUCACUGAAAGAGCGCAAAAGAUGAAGAUAUCAAAACGCCACGCGAAAUUCAACGAGGAACAGAAAGCAAAAACUGCUUAUAUGCGCAAGAUCAAGCAGUGUAUUCGCUGCAAAUUCUAUAGAACUGGCUGCGAUCCGGGCACUCCGUGUCAACGAUGCACCAGGGUGCACGACAGCGCAAGGUCAUUCCUUGAGCCCUGUUCUCGAGAUCAUCUCGACGAUGCGAGUCUAGUUCGUCAUUGCAAUGGCCGCCUCAAUCAGUCCAAGGCGUUCUUCUUGAACUAUUCGUGGAAAGAAGGAGAUAGCAUUAACGCCAUGGACAUUGUGUGGAACCUGCCCGGUUUCGGUCCCAUGCCCAUGUGUGACCCUAUAAAGAUCCUGUUCCGCGAAUACUCUCCCAAAGACAUACCACCAAACCUUAACCCGCCAGACCUCGAUCCGACUGCGCAGUACUGGCAGAAUACUGCCGGACAAGUCAAUAGGGUUCUGCAGCCUCCAUAUGCUGUUUAUGACACUACUACCUUAAAAACGAAUGUUGAAAUAUACUUCCUCAGAAACCAGAUUGCAAUCGAGCAAUGGAUUCUCCACCGCGUAAAGGACGAUGAGCUUGCACUGAUGACGUAUCGGGAGGCACUAAGAAAGAGGGAUGCUGGGAGCAGCCUCCUUCAGACCGCCAUGCAACUACAGUGCUUGUCGAUUGUUUCCCAGGGCUACGGUUCCGUGUGGUCUUCAAACAUCCCCGGCAUCAAAGAGUACGAUUACCGACAACUGGGACGUAGUGGAUACGAGGCUUAUGAUCGUCCUGGCCCGGAUCGUCCCCUCCCAGCUGCAAUUGCUCACCAAAUGGAUGUGGCAAUUCUAGAAUACUUACAGAAGCUGGAAAAGCAAUGCGCAAAGGAGCUGAUGAAGAAGGUUUUCCAACCGAAGCUGAAGCCGUGGUACGAAUUGUUCUUAACCUUCUUCGUUCUUCUCUGGAAUCUAGAGUACAUACACAACGGCGCCGAGAGUUACAUCAUGUCUAAGAGUGGCACCGCGCUUGAGAAUCAAGUCAGCUAUGUGGUGCGAAGUCAAAUUGCGGAAUGGGAACAUGCUGCUCCAACAAUUCUCCAGCAUUGGCGGUGCGUACUGCGUGGGUUCGUCCCCUUCAAGCUGGCGCGAGAAAAUCCUAUGGAACUACGCGAAAAGGGGAUGUUAAAUCAAGCGGAGUUCGAUUACGUCAUGAGAGUCGCCGAUAUGCUUGAACACCGAGGCCCCGAACGAUUUUCAGGUCCCUCGUCACGGCAUGCCCCCCUCCGCAAUUCAAUUGCAAGUAAGUGGAUACCUCAACUAUUCAAAGACUCGAACGGUUGAGCUAGGCCUCGGACAUGCUACUUUUUCGGGUUAUGUAGUUACGACAAGUGGAGCCAUAAGAUAUUUAAGUUGCACGAAAAGCCAAAUCGUGCUCAAGUCAUAAUAUGUCAAGAUGUGGUUACAUAGGUUUUUGCAGAUAUCAUGCAUUCGGCCUCCUACCGGAA